AUGUCGAACAUUCUGGACGUGUUCAACCCGAAAACGCCACCAAACGGCCAGCAGCCACAAGAACCGUGCUUUCCCUGUCUGCUGACGUCGGCUGCUGUCAUGAUUGCCGGAGGUGGUUACAUGGCAUCUGGAGCAGUGUUCAUGGCCAAAGAGGGCCAGCCACUCCCCCAGGCCGCCACUCCAGCCUGGCGGGCCACGGUCCGUCUGGGCGGUGUCGGCGUGCUCGCACUCGGACUCUACCGAGCCUACGACACUCUCAUGCUCUCCAAAGAGGCCGACUCAAAACUCCACUGA
Sugiyamaella lignohabitans is the source of this 294-nucleotide messenger RNA. RefSeq lists its product as uncharacterized. The coding region runs from base 1 to 294 and encodes 97 amino acids. The transcript has a single exon. The record is from RefSeq and is a predicted model, not a curated record. Lineage: Eukaryota; Fungi; Ascomycota; Dipodascomycetes; Dipodascales; Trichomonascaceae.